AGUAACCAGAUUUCAUUAGAAUUAAAGUGUGCGCACACGGCCUAUGCGUUGAUUGUUUGAUGAAUUGAUCGAAGACAAAUAUUUGUGAUGCAACUUUAAAAAAUAUCUGGAAAAAAUGAGAAAAUCAGAUAGUGAGGACGAGGAUGACUAUAUUGAAGAGCAGAACACGGAUAAUGAGGAUGAAGAUGAAAGUGAGGAUGAGGGAAAUGAAGAAGCAUUAAAUGAGGAGGAAGAGUCUGAGGAAGAAUAUCCAGAUCCUGAUCCAGAGGAAGAAGAAGAGGAAGAGGAGGAAGAGGAAGAAGAUCUUUGUCUAAUAUCAGCAGUUAAUUCAUCCAGUAGCAUCAUGGGCGAAGCAUCCGGAAUUGAAAUCGAAGAUUCUCCGUCCAAAAGCCAGUUGCCAGAAAAUUUAAAUGGGGUAUAUAAGCCUCUCCAAACAACAUCUUGCAUCAUUCCUCCUGCAACAUCCUUAAUGGUGAAUCAGAAUUCGGUCCCAAAACUGCAUUUAGAAUCUCUUACAACAGUACCAGACAUUCCUGAUUCUGGUGAUAAAAUUAUGUUGGUCAAAGAAAAAUAUGGGAUUCUUCCUGCUGUUACAAAAGAUAAAAAUAAUAACUCGGGUACUGGAAAUACAUUAGUUGCAGCUCCGUUAUCAAAUAUUCCAUCAACUCUAACUUUACUUGAUAAUGAGCAGGGUGAGGCAGCUGGUACAGAAGGUGGGAAAGCAGAUGACGCGGUUUCUGUCACUUGUUCAAGCCCUUCAAAAAAGAAAAAAAAGAAAAAAAAAAGGUGGAUUGGAAUAUGCACUGCCAAUUGUAAAUAUGAGAGCGGUGAGUAA
Molecule: messenger RNA, 835 nt
Organism: Styela clava
Lineage: Eukaryota; Metazoa; Chordata; Ascidiacea; Stolidobranchia; Styelidae
Source: RefSeq, a predicted model, not a curated record